Messenger RNA from Felis catus (domestic cat), 15249 nucleotides. Its product is annotated as 40S ribosomal protein S7-like. The transcript has a single exon. Gene Ontology annotation, biological process: translation; ribosomal small subunit biogenesis; rRNA processing. The coding region runs from base 13454 to 14086 and encodes 210 amino acids. The record is from RefSeq and is a predicted model, not a curated record. NCBI's taxonomy places the organism in Eukaryota, Metazoa, Chordata, Mammalia, Carnivora, Felidae. Gene Ontology annotation, cellular component: ribosome; small-subunit processome; 90S preribosome. Gene Ontology annotation, molecular function: structural constituent of ribosome.
CCGGGCUCUGGUGGGGCGGCCACGCCCAGGGCGAGGGGUGGGAGGCUAGAAGCCGCCCGAGGGUCCCUGGGACUGCGGCGGCGCUGGGCCGCUCUUCUCUGCGCUCGGUGGCUGUCCGGCUACGCGGGGAGGAGACGUCGGGGCGGCGCGAGAGUGGCCGCGGGUCUAGGUCCUGGCCCCGGGCUCGAAGCGCCGGUCUCCCAGGCGCGCUCUCCUAGCUUUGUUCAGCGCCGCGGGCCAGGACUGGCGGCGGGCGGUGGGUUCCCGGGCUCCUGGAAUCCCGCAGCGCCGGCCUGCAGCUACCGGAGCCGGUCCGUGGCUGCAGGACGCGCCCCUCCGGGAAGGGGGCGCUCCUGCCUGGUCAUUCGCCCUUAGGUGGGGCCCAUCGGCGCGGCUGGGGACCCGGCAAGCAGCCCCCGCCGUCCUCCCGGGCCUGGGCUGCUGCCGGACCGUGCGUCUUCCCUCACCCCAACCCCCCGGCCGAAUUCAGCCACAAGCCGAGUCAGGCGGUUACGUGGCCAAACUGGGCCCCCCAUUGUUCCUUGCCUCUUCCCGGGGAGGGGGGCCGUUGAGCGGUCCACCGACCCCAGGGACCCCCGGACGCUUCACAGUUUCCGAAUUGCGGUGCCUUGAGGCAAAUUAACUGCUACUGUUGCUGCGGAAAACGGAGACAAAGCCUGAGUGCGCCGCUUUGGAAGCGAUAUCUGCUGUAGAGUUGAGAUUUUUUUGUAAAACCGAAGUUUGUAGUACAUUAGACUUCAACGGUAUCAAGGAUAUUUUCGUGGGUUGCUUUUGUUUAGGGUAUGUUUGCCGAGGCGGGUUGUAGUGUGGAGUGAUUUGCGUUUGGAAACUCUCAGCUUUGCCACUGCCUAGCAUUAGGAAUGCAUUGGGCUUAUCUUUGGGACUUUUGGUCUGGGAAAGAGAUGAGAGGCGUCCCCCCUCCCCAAAUCCUCUCCUUCCUUCCUCCCUCCCUCCCUGCAUUCCAAGCCCAUGACAUCAGGGGUUUCUGGGGGGAGAGAGCAGCCAAUCGGCGCGGAACUGCGCACAGAACGCUCAUUGUCUCCUUUCUGCUGUUCUGGCCAAAGCGCCACAAAGGAGGGCUGCUGUGGUUUAAUUCCCAUUAACCUCCCGGGAGCCGAAGCAUGUCAGGAUUGCCACCGCAUCGUCCGACCGCUGUUAGAAUACGCUGGCAUUGUCAAAGCUGCAGCAUCCCAGUGUUUAGGGUGCACGCGGUGUGGAGUGAAUUAUAUAGAGGCAAUGAAGCGCACCGUUGUCAAACCCCAAGGGAGAGUUAUAGCUCUUCUCCCCCCCGUUACAGCCUGCGCAUCCUGAUUCAGUUAAUAAAUUCUGAACAGUCUUUGAGUUGAGUUGAGUCAAAGAGUUGAUUUUAACCUACGAAUCCAACAUUGGAACGUUUGGGUUCUUUACUUUGUCUAGUGCGUUGCCCUUAUUCGAAAAUAGUUUCCUGAACAUUUUUUUUAGAGGACAGAGAAAUGGUUUGUGUCUGAUUGUUCGGUUCUUUCCAGGGUUUACAAAUGGAGCUUUAGGAAUCCUUUCAGAGGAAUCCGCAAGUCCAAACUAUUGGAUGUGAUACCCUGGCCUGGCGUGUACACAUUAAUUUUAAUUCGCCCUUGUGAUUCUUGGCUGGGGACGGUUGAACGGUUGAGUCUCUACCUUUUGCAUUGUAAAUGAGGUCCUGAUAACUUUGGCAGUCCUUCAAGUGACUUAUUUUUCUUGGAUGUUCAUAUCUGUAUUAAUUUCUUUUUGCUGACUAAUGAAGCAGCUUCUGCCCUUUUCCUCCUUUUUAUUGAGCAGACUGAAGGAAUUGCACACACUGGCUGGAUCACUGUAAUUGUACAUUUUUAAAAACAGUAAAACCUCAGUUUUCAGAGCCUUUGGAAAGUUAUAGCUUCGAGUUUCUAUAACUGCGGGUUUAUUCCUUUAAGCACAAAAGGCAUAUUUUAACUACCCCAUUCAUUUAUAUGGGCCCUUCAUACAGUACCCUUUCAUAGGAAGUCUUUUGAUCUUAACAGCACAGCAGCCCCUCGAGGUGGGAGGGAUUGCUGGGGCUAUCCAACAUCGUUUAUAGGUCAGGAUGCCAAAGCUCAGAAAGGGUGUGAUUUGCUCAAGAUCACAGAAGAGAGUUGGAAUAUUCUAAGAAUGUAAACUCUCAAAGUGAUAUCUUAGUGAAGUAGUUAGGGAUAUUCUACUACCAGUCACUGUUGUCUGCCCACCCCCCCCCCCCCACUUUUGCUGUCCACCUGUCACUUCUUGACAUUGUAAUUACUCAUCCAAUGCCGUUUUCAUCUGCUCUGGGCUUGGAAAUCAAAUAUCCAUGUUUGGUAAGGCUUUUGUAUGAGAUACUGCAUUUCAGCUGUGGACACAGUGCCAACAGAGGAGUGGGUAUAUGGAACACGAACUUUGACACUGCUUGGUUUGGACACUUUUUGAUUUCUUCCUCUGUUUUCUUUAUGUAUUGCAUAACUGAUAUGUUGCUUAAAUGUAAGGUGUGUUUUUCCCCCCUCUUAAAACUUCAUUUAACAAAGUGGAAAAAAUAUAAACGUCCUCAGGAAGCAGUGUGGAACAGACCUUGGAUUCAAGCAGACAUGGGUUCUAGUCCUCCCUCUGUCACUCUGCCUUGUAUGAUGUUGGGCAAGUUCAUGGAUAUAUCUCUGUCCCAGUUUCCUAAUCAGUAAAAUGGGGGAAAUAAUAGUUACCACCCCUAAACACUACGGUGAGAUGUGUCUGCUUGUAGUACGUACUCGGUGACUAUGUUGUAGCUAUGAAUUCUUAGUAAUUGAAAAUUAGUAUCGAUAUUCUAUUUCUUAGACUUGUCACUGACUCUGUAAGUAUUCCAUUUCUAUUAAAUAAGCCUUUGGUCUUUUUAUAUUCCAGCUGUGAAAGCAGUUCGUCAAUGAAUUGAGGAAAUCUUUGAUCUUAAGUACUUUUAAUUAGUAAAAGUGCAGGGGAAAAAAUCUGUAAACUUAAGAUAUUUAUUUGACAAGAUGAUAGAUAAUACAUGGCAAAACAUAUCAGACUUACUUUUUUUUUUUUUUUUAAUGGCAAAAGUUUGAAAACAGCCUAAAAAAGUAGAAUCUUUCAGCAUGGACUGUGAACUGCAUCUUUAAACAACAAAAGGGUCAAUAACUUGCAAUCUGCAAAGAUCUUAAUAGAAUAGUAGGGUCAGGGAUAAUACAGAUAACACGGAAGCUGGUGUAGAUAAUUCUGUGGGAUAUGUAAACACUCAUAAAGUAGUACGGUCCUGAAAAGAAAGAAAUAGGAAGAAAGAACGGAGUAAGGUUGAGCCAGACCCCCCCACUGCAUUUUGGGGACCAAAAUGAAAAGGAAAACAGUUUUGUGCCUUUUAAGCUGUGAGAAAACGUGACGGGUCCUCAAGGAAAGCACAGCAUUUCCUGACGCUUGGCUCUGAACAAGAUGUUGGAGCCAGUAGACCUCCUUGUAAAGUUGAGGAUGCAGGGAAGCAUACCCUCCCUGGGCUCACAGCAAAUGCUGUGGGGAGCUUAUAGGUCCCAGGGAAGGUGGAGGAAAUCAGUUGUGGAGGGAGUGGGUGGAGCUGAAAUUACCUCCGUAUCUUUGAGGGGGGUCGUCUCUCUGAAAUAUUAAGAAGAACGGGAACUGGAAUGAGCGUUCUCACAGUUUUCUCACCUGGAAUGUAUGGUUUGAGCAAAAUAGCUUCUUGCGGAAUCUUCUUGGUUGCAACAAUGGUAGCCCUCAACGGUUAAAAAUCAUGUUGGAAGACUUACUACUAAAAUUGUAAAUCACUGAAGAGUAAGUUAAACAAUCAUAUAGUAACAAAUAGGACCAAAUGUCCCACGAGGCCUGCCAGCCAGCCUGCCUUUGGACAAGCAGUUGCUCUAAGAGUGUUCCUGAUCACAUUAACCCCAGGUGAUUGUGGACUCCAGCCGCAGAUUGCACCCUAAGGUGGUCUGCCUGGUAGAGCACCGGAAUCAUGGUAAAAAUGUAGCUGGGUCUAGCUUUAGUUUGUUAUUGUUGUUCCACAACCAACGUGGGGCUUGAACUCACAACCCUGAGAUCAAGAGUCGCAUGCUCUAUUGACUGAGCCAGCCAGGCGUCCCCAGACAUAGGCUUUUAAUUCAAAGCUUUUCUUUACGGUCUCUUUCCACCAGCCAUAGGGGUUCCAGUCUUAUUCAUUGAUGAGCUACGUCAAGAUCUGUAUUUCAGAAUACAACUUGGGAUAUAGUUGAUGCUAAUAAGUAUUUGUUGAUUUAAUGAAUUUAUCCAUCAGGAGUAGAUUUUGCCAUCUUUAAAAAUUGGAAGUUAACCCUAUUAUUCUUCGCAAUAGAAUUCUGUAGUGCAAUGUGAUAAUUUGGAAGGACAAGGUGAUUUUCACAGAUUGCUUUUCUUCAGUUUGUUUUAUUAAUGUUACACUGGAAAACUUAUUAGCAAGAUAAUUCCUGUGCUUUUGCUGAGGCUCUUUCUUAGACUCCCAGAUUAGGGAGGAACAGUAGAAGGCCCCUCUGUAAGGCUCUGUGGGAUACCUGCAUCUCCCAAAGACCACCUGCAAAGUGGUCACUCAGCGGAUCUGGCCUCCUGGCUGGGAGAUGCCAUUGUGGUUUACCUGCUCUCUUUUUAUCUCCCCCUCUCUUGACCAAAACAGUUUAAGAAAAUACAUUUGCUAAAUUGAGAAGGGGUACCAUGUUUCUUCUCUAAAAUGCUGAGACAUAUUUACUCUGGAAUUUUAAUGAAGAUCAUUAUCAAGUUCACUGUGCUGUGACCCACAGCUUUUUACACUCUUUCCUUUGUGGAAAUUGUACUAUUUGUCUGUCUCUAUCCACUCCUUUAGAUUUCAGAAAUAAGCUUGAUGGGGUGCCUGGCUGGCUCAGUUGGUGGUAGAACAUGUGACUCUUGACUGAUCUCAGGGUUGUGAGUUGGAGCCCCAUGUUGGGUGUAGAGUUUACGUUAAAAAAAAAAAAAAAAAAAAAGCUUGAUGAGGAAGAUGUCACAAGUACUGUCAUCAACCAGAGGUGCAUCCUUCCCCCUGUACCGUUUCCCUUCCAGGUUUGGAUCGUGGGGGCUAGUGAGUAUUUUCACCUAAAAGUGUUUUAUGAACCGAUCACUAUUAUCUGUGACAUUAAAAAAAGAAGAAAAUGAAGCACAAUUGGAUGGCUUUGGUUUUUAGCCAAUUAUACCAUUACACCCAGCAGAAUGAGAAAAUGCUUAACUUACUCUCUCAGUAUGACUAGGUGGUGGGAGAGGGCUCGUCCUUAGAGUUUUUUGGCAAGUUUCAUUUUAUUCUAGGCAUUAGCCUCCUACAGCAUAUAUUCUGUGUGUGUUGGUUCUUCCUAACCCUAAACUCCUGGCCAUACUGGGCUUUUAGCUGUUAUUCACACAUCCUUGUGCUCAGGUUUUUGUUAAGGAUUUCUUGAGCCCAGAGUAGAUCCUGGUUGUGGGGCCUGAAGCAUAUGCAGUGUGGGAGGGCGGAACAUGUCAGUCAUUCCCAGAAAUACAAAAAUACCUGGCAGAUUUUAUAAAAACAUAACGACCGUGGGAAUCCUUGUGAACUUGAAGAUACCUGGUUCUUGUCAGUGAGAAAGUAGAUUCUCGUGCCUAAGACCGUGGACUACGGAGACUGCGUUUGAAUCUUGUUUCUGCCCCUUACUCUGCGACUCUGGGCAAGUAACCUGUGUUUCAUCUGCAAAAUAAGGAUAUGGAAAUACCUGCCUUCAUAGGGUUGUUGGGAGAAGUAAAAUAGACAGUCCUUGUAAAGUGUUUAGAAUCAUGCCUGGAACUAUAAGCACACAUCAUGUAAAUGUUUGCCAUUGUUCCACGUUGCUGGCUGGUUCUCUGCUGGUUACGUUCAGUCCUGUGUUCUACUGAGCUUCUCUUGUUUUCUAGAUAUUGAGAUUAUCUCCAGGACUUGGACAUUCAUUCAGGAAUCUGUAUCUGAAUGAGGCUUCUGGCACAUAGGGGACCACAAUGCCAAACAAUACCUCUGGAUUUCACUUCUGUGUCCAGAAUAUGAUCUGCCCCUAGAGUCCUUAUCCAGGACUCCUUCCCCUGGUAGCCUGUGCUCCCUCUGUGAAAUGCCGGGGUUCGAAGCCUGUUCUCAUUGUGUCCACAUUGCCCCCAGAGCCAGGUGCUUCUCAGAGAUCUCGAGGCUUUGCUUUCUGGCCAUGUUAUUAUUUGGCUUUUUCUUCUUAAGAGAUAGAUUUCUGUUAAACAAGAUAAGAUGCCUCUUUCAUUUCUUGCUUUCAGAUAGGGCUCAUAUUCCUCCACAGUGCACUGAUGAACAUAUUUACCUCUUUGUGUUUAUUCAUUUAUUUUUAAGAUUUUAUUUUUUAAGUGAUCUCUCCACCCAGCGUGGGCUUCCAACUCACAACCUGGAGAUCAAGAGUCACAUGCUCCACCGCCUGAGCCUGCCCCUACCCCUUUGUGUUUAAAUCUUGGUUGCACUGGAGGCCUUUAGUGUCAAAUGGUCUUAGGAAGGCUUCGCAUAGACCUGUGUGAAGGAAGUCCAUGGGCCCAGAAGAUGUAGUAUUAGUUUUCCCCCAUAAGGAAGGGAGGGAACUUCUUCAGCAUCUUCCUUCUGCCAACAGGAAGCUUCAGGGUAUGAGUGCCAUCAGUGGCCUGCAGUGGGCAGGCCAGGGGAUUGGAGGCAGGAGUGCAGGGAAAAGAGAUCUUUGGGCGUGGAAGGACUCUUUCGGGUGAGACAUAACCUAAGCAUUUAUGGCCAUUUUCCUCUCCUCGCUGACACGUUUCCAGGGGAUCCUGGCUGUGGAGUGGCUAGACAGGGCUGGCCAGGACUUCGUUGUUUCUCUCCCCUUCCCAAGUGUUUGGACAUUGAUCUUUCUUCAUUAUCCCCCGCCUCUCAGCCUGCUUCGUGCUACACAAGUCUCCACAAAUGGGAGAGAGAGUGUGUGCUUCAUGAUCGCAAUUUUCCCUCCCUCCUUUUGUUUCACAUGGGAGGAAAUUGGAGAGAAAAUAAUCAAUACCAUGUGUAGUAAGUCUCUCAUAAUUCAAACAUGUGAUUCUACUUUGAAUGCAAAAAUAGCAACAGCAAUCAUAGUUCUGAUCGAGUACAGAAAUCAUACUUAGGUUAAACGUCAUAUUGUGAGCUUGUCAGGGUCCUUGGCCUUCACAGCUAAGCCGGAACUCUGGGGCCGUUCUCGAGAGUUCACGAGAGUUCACGUAUGGCCACAUCCCUCCCCCUGAAUGGGCCCAUUCUCUGCUCUGAAGACUGGGAGGCAUUUGCCUCUGCUUUUUCCUUACCUUUCUUGAGAGACCUGUAUGUUGUAGAAAUCCCUCAGCCCCACCCAUCUCGGCCACACAUACACACAGGCGUGUGCUUUGCCAGCCAGGCUUUGGUUUUGAAUUUUCUUCCCCUCUGGGCUUGAUUUUUAAAUUUUCUUCUUUUCCUCUUUUCCAUGACUGCUCUGUUGACACCCUUUCCUGCAUUCCGUCUUACAGCACCUUCUAAAACAUGCCUGUCGUAGGAGGUUCCUUUUUAUAGGGGCCCGUGGAGGAGUUAAAGUGUUUCUCGUCUGAGACAUCUCUGCCAAAUAUCUUCUUACGAACUUUUGAACCACGCUGGCAACGCCCUUUGAGACUGCUGAUUCCCCAUGGGCUGGUUUGAAUCAACAUUUUCUCGAACUCUGCAGCAUGUUCAUGGUGCAUCAGUCUGAUGCGGUGAUGGUGGUAGAGGUUGCUUCUGGAUGCCCUCUCCUCCUCCACGAGUGGAAAGGACUUCAUGUGAAGCCGCAGAGGCCCAGCCUGCUGGCUAACCCUCCUCUGGCUGGCUGGCAGCACAGCCCUCUGCCAAAGGCUCCGUGUGCAGCGUAGACACUUCCUGUCGGGCUGGUUCAGGGGGGUGGGGGUGGGAGAACAUUAGUGGAGGAAAAGACGUAGGCUUUGGGGCCAGACCUGGGUCCAAAUCCCCGCUGAGCCCAUGACUUUUGGACAAGUGAUCUCUGUAUGGACACAGUGCAUCUACCUUGGGGCGCCAUCUUCCUUGCCUGUGAGAACCUCUUCUCUUUUUCUGUUCUGAUUUUGUGACUGAAAUAUUUGUUGUGAAGAGUGCAGACAGUGAAGUAGUGAAAGUAUCCUGUAUCCCUUACCCCCCACCCAACCACUGGUGCAACUUUGAAUAUCAUUCGACCAUUUUAGAACUGAAUUGUAGACUUUUGUAGAGAUUCUGGUUACUUAUUCAUUACCUCCCUUCUGGUGGAUAUUUCCUUAAAAAGUACUUGUGUAGAAAAGCGCAUAACUGUUGACCUAAUACAUAAAAGUGUUAUAGGUAGUACCAGAUGACACUCUAAAAAAAAUUAGUUUAUCCUUCCCACCAAAGGUGGGAAAGAGAAAGUGGUUCUCUUGGUGGUAAACCAAAACGAUAUCAGAGCAGGCUUGUCAAAAUUCAAGUCACUUGUUUUAGUUCAUUAUUAUCAAGUCAUGGGUCACUGACAUCUGUUGAUGCCUACUGUCUCAGUCACCCCGCCACUCAGGUGUGAGUUGGCAGCAGAGUGAGGUGGGGGCAUCUCUUUUACAAAUUAUUUGAUGAUACGUAGUUUUUAAAAUAGAAAGUCUAGGCAGCAUCAAGAUGAUUUCUUAUCAAAAUGGCUAUCAAAUAGUGUCAAGUGAUUGUUCCGUAUGAUGUUCUGAGUUUGAAGGAGGAAAUCUUGAUGGUAUCUGGACAGGAGUGGCCAGCAAAGCACAUGCAGAAGGGUAAGGGUUGACAUUUAUUGACUUCUUCAUGAUUAACGUGAAUUAAAUCCUUGAUUCUUCCCAACAACUCUCUGAUGUUAAGUGCUAUUGAUGAUCUCUGGUCUACAGGUGAGGAGGUCCCAGCACAGUAGAGCUGGGAUUUCAACCAGAGCAUUUAGUUGCCAGAGCCCAUGCUCUUAACUGUUUUAAUCAGAAGCCAGAACUCAGGGAGAACUUGCAUCUUUCAAGGUGAAGAGGAGAAGGCAGACCAGAGACGGAAGCUCUAGGAUGAAGUUCUUUAACAAGCGGCCACAGGGAGUGGGAUUGGAGGGGCUUUCCGGAGUGCUGCAGAAACAGGCCACUGGAGUUGGCUACUGAGGGGUCACUGGUGACCUUCUGAGAGAUGGUCUUCCAUAGAGGUAAUUUCCAGAGAUAUUAGGAAGAAGUACUAAGUGAGGAAAUGGAGAGGUUUGUCAUGAAAUGAAAGAGAAAACAGGACGGUGUUUGUAGCCGGCAGCAGGUUUAAUCAAAGAUUGGGACACCUGGGUGGCUUAGUCGGUAGAGCAGGAGACUGAUCUCGAGGUUGUUAGUUCGAGCCCCUCGUUGGAUGAAGAUAAUACUUAAAAAAAAAAAAAAAGUGAUGAGUGCUUGUCGUGACGAGCAUAGCAUAAUGUAUAGAGAAAUAGGAUCACUGUGCUGUAUACCUGAAACUACGUAACACUGUGUGUCAACUGCAUUCAAAAAAGGGGGGGAAAGGCACUUUUUCAGACAACAUAGGGGGUGGUGUGUGCCCACUGAUGGACCAAAUAAGGGGAAGGCCUUGGUGUGCACUUUGAGUGGGACCAAAGCAAUAGAAGGAAGAAGGUUCACUGUGAAAAGCUGGGAAGGAGCAAGAAAGAGGACCGGGAAACAACUGAGGUGGGUGAGACCUCUCCUCCUCCUUACCACCGUUGUGUUCCCCUCCUCAUGUGAAAUCAGGGUGUUCCUUUGCUCCUGGCCUUGUUUUCCCGGAGCCACUGGGGUCUGAUGGUGCAGGCAGCAGCAGUGGGAGGGGACCGGCCAGGCUGACGCCUGCCUGUGGAAUAUACUGUUGAUUCAGCUGCCGCUCUCUGCUGAGUCCUGCUGAGGCCCCUUUGCAGCCUGUGUACUGCUCUCUGUCCUCAUUCCCUGGGCCCUUCAUCUGGAAGGGAUGCAGAGUUGGGUUUAUUUUGUUUUUGUGCCUGGAUGUCUAUAGCAAGCCUUUAUUACAUAGUCUCCAAGAGGCUUUUUUUUUUUUUUUUUUUUUCUCCAAGAGACUUUUGCACAGCAUGCUGAUGGGGGAUCCAGAGCUUCCAGAGGAACUUAUUUUCCCUUGCUCCCUGCUCUCAGAUAGCAUUAGGUUGGGUAAAAUGUGCAGUUGGCUUUAUUGUUGAGAUGUGGAGGGCGCCGUGUGACCUCAUCACGGGGUCUUCUUGGGCUUCAGGACUGGAAAAGGGAGCCACGUGGAAACGUAUUUUUUUAAGGAACUCUGUCAGUCUUGUAACUUUUUCCUUCUUUGUUGCAGUGUAUAAGAAGCCUGGGCCAUAGUUUGCAUCUGUCCCGUCUUUGGUGGCAGUUGUGUAGGACUUGGUGUCAUGAAGGUGUUUGAACCUUCUUUUUGACUUCAUCUUUUUUCACACUCCCCAUUAAAGCAAAUCAAACCAAAAACCUUUUUACUUAGUGUCUCAACAAGUUGGGUAUCCUAUAUCUUCAUAUGCUAUUUCAUGAUGUAGGUCAUACAAGUUUUUAAAAAGAGGAAAUGUGAAAUCCCAUCCUGCUUUUUUAAUGGAAAUUUCAUAUCUAAUUUUCACUGUGAAGAAAAAGGCCCUGGUAUCUUGCACAGUUAAUAUAUCCUUAAGACUCCUGUGAAACCUCACUAGCAGCAUCUAGCCUGUGUCUAAAGUGAGGUAUUUCAACUCUGUUCUUCACCGGUUGUGUAAAGCCAGGUCUCUCAAAGGGACAGACUCCGCUCUGGUUAGAAAAGGCAUUCAAGAUCUGAGACCUAGAACUGGGCCCCCAGCAGGAGCUCCUGAUGUACUGAGGGCUGACCAGAAGGCUGGGGUCCUGCUCCUCCUUGGCCUUCUUUCUGCCCAUGGCCCAACAGUAGCUCAGAGUAAGGGGGCAGUGUGUGUUUGACUCACUUUUGGGGUGGACAGCUGGGAGCACUUCGAUGAAUGUGGUCAGCGAUCUGGGAGCAGGGAGCAUUUCCCAGGUUGGUAGAGAUGAGUUCCGUGUAAAUACAAUGUACACUCAGGGCUUUGGAGGUGGAUUUCAUGCCUCCUCAGGUCACAAGGCCCUUCCUACUAAGCAGACUUGCUGUAUAGUCGAUGAGGAGUGAGUAUACAUUCUAAAGCUAUGGAAGGAAGACUUCCUGCCUUGAUGCCCCUUGUAAUGAGAGAAACCAGCCGACCAUGUGGCUGACUCACAAGUUAUUCAGGAGGCACCUAGGUGCCUACUGAGGACACCAGUACCUGAAGAUGUAGAUGGCAGUAAAAAUGGCAGAUGGCUGCAAGUCUGAUGAGCGAUGAGUGAGGCGGACCCUCAAAUAUCCUAGAGGUGAGGUGAAGGAAGCAGAGUGUUCAGGAGCACCUGUUUUCAUCUCUUUGACCUGAGGGGCUUCUGUGACAGUCCCCUUUCAGCAGGAUUUCUACAGCAACAUCAAAUUCAAGACCCAGCCAGCCUCCUUCCGAAGCAAGAGAACGUUCUCCAGCAGGUUUUCUUGGGGGUCUCCUUCCCCCUGUGCUUUGCUGGCACUCACGUGCUCUCCAUCCUUACAUGCUGAUUGUAUGUCUCCUUAGAAUUGCCACAAACUUGUCUUGGGUCUGCCUGCAGUGUGGCAUUCAGAACAGAUUGACUUCCUCUUCUACAGGACUUUCAUUUAAAUAUUCAGAUGGUACUAGCCUGUUUCUUCUCCUGCCCCCAAAGUCCCUUCUAGGUUAUAUAUAGCCAUUCCUGGCGCACAGUCUCUCAUUAUAGGCUGUGUAUGAUUUUUCUGAUCUUGUCCCCAUUCAGUUUGCCCCUUCUAGAAACUGUCGCCCAUUUGUCAGUGUCCCCUUCUAGGCUGCAGCACUCAGAAUUCAUCACGGUAAUGCCACAGAUAUGGUUUAACCUACCAAAGUCCAGUGGGAUUAUUAACUAACUCCUUUGUUUGACUACAAAGCACUGAGUCAUUCUGUUUUGAUCACUGUAAUGAGGUAGAUGAGGCACCUCCAUGUCAGAGGAUUCCAAUCCUUGCUUGGCAAGUUGGUUUUCCCUCUUUAUAAAGUAAGGAUGAUGAUAAUUGCAUAAGGUUUUCUAGUUUACAUGCUCCUCUCACACCUGUUUUAUUUAAGUAAUCCUUUCCUUGGCUACCUCAUAGAGCUGUUAUUAUCAAGCAAAUAACACAGGCAAUAGUAUUUUAUAAAGAAUUGUAUACCUGUGCAGACCGAGAGAGUGUUAGCUUUUUUUAGACAGAGUUGUUUAGCUUAUUGAGUAUGCAUGAUGAGUUAGUUCUAGAACUUUGGUGCAGGAUUUUACAUAUACCUGGAAUAAUUUAUUAAGCUAGGAUGUUCUGAAUCUGAACUGUGUUUCUUUUGAGCUAUUCCUAAUUUAAUUUUCUAUCCGUUUGAUAAGUAUGUCCAAUAGUUUCCAGAUUGCCAAUUGUUAAUUUGUUACCAAGACAGAAGAGAACAGAUCUAAAUCUAAGCCUCAAGGUACAUAUCACUGGAAGCUCCUCCUACCUUGACGUAGAUCAGCACAGCGGGCAUGGUUGUUGCUUCUGACCAGGCCCUACUUCUAGAGUUACUAAACUGGACCUAAGGAGUGCCAUGGACAUAGGGACUUUUAUGAGAAAGUAAAACAAAUAUGUCCCUAGUGGUCCAUCUAAGAUUACUAGAUUGGUAGAUCAAGGAGAUGUGGCGCCUGUAAAAACCAGCAGUAUUCAAAUGCAGAUGUCUUUCCGAAACAAGAUAGAUCUUUAAAUCUGUGGCAUUUCUCUAGUUGGGUACUACUACCAAUGGAUGAAAAAUCAUUUGUUGAAUACCUACUUUGCGCUAGGCAUGGGCUCUAGGGGUACAAAAUGACUAAAGCCUGUCUUGUCCCCAAGGAGAGUACAGGCAUGUUAGAUGUGUCUUGCAUAGGUAUGCUGGCUCCUGGUAAUGGAUGACUUUCUCUACCCACCUCUGCCCAGGUACCUGCACACUCUCUCUCCAGGAGUCCACUCUAGCAUGACAGCCAGGCUCUUCAGCCUAUAGUAGAGAGGUCCUCGCCUUUCGGGUGGGGGUCAGGAAGCAGCGGGCCCUCAUGCAGGUUCCUGUUCUUUUGUUUGCCAGGGCAUCUCACAUCAGUGAGCUGUUUAAUCCAUGCAUCUUUGUUCAUCGUUCUUUCUGAGUCUGGAUUCUUCUGGGAAUCCAGCCUCUGUGCUCACUCCCACCUUGUUUAAUUGAAAUUUCAAAGUCCAACUUUUAACUAUGUAUAUUCUAAAUUGUAUAUUCUAAACUGAAGGUCUUUUUCUAGUUAGAGAAGGCAAAGUUGACAUUCUGUUUUUUCUGCAUUUUCUUAUUUAUUAGUUAUGCGGUUUGCUUUAUGCAUUGGACUAACUCCUCUUAGGGCAUUUAAAAAACUUUGUCAGUUUCAUAGUAUUGGUACAUUGAGCCAUAAUAUCUUUGCAUUUAUCUGACUAUACGUAUUCGGAGAGAAAAAAUUGUGCUAGUGCCGUAUGCUGACAUGUUGAUCUGAAGGUCCAGCUGUACCUCUGAGAAAAGGGCCCGGCUUUACAAUGCAUUUAGGCUCUUCCUGGGCCAGUGCUCUCACCAAGGAGAAGGCCAUGUUCAGUUUGAGCAUGAAGAUCAUGAGGCCCAAUGACAAGAAGCUGGACAGCUUCAUGUCCGGCAUAUACCAGGCUCUCCUCAAGCUGGGGAUGAACUCGGACCUCAAAGCCCAGCUAAAGGAGCUGAAUAUAACAGCCGCCAAGGAAAUUGGAGUUGGUGGUGGUCCAAAAGCUAUUAUCAUCUUUAUUCCCGUUCCUCAACUGAAAUCUUUCCAGAAAAUCCAAGUCCGGCUCGUCUGUGAAUUGGAGAAAAAGUUCAGUGGGAAGCAUGUUGUCUUUAUUGCUCAGAGGAGAAUUCUGCCUCGGCCAACUCAAAAAAGCCAUACAGAAAAUAAGCAAAAGUGUCCCAGGAGCUGCACUUUGACAGGCGUGCACGACGCGAUCCUGGAGGACUUGGUUUUCCCAAGCAAAAUUGUGGGCAAGAGAAUCCACGUGAAACUGGAUGGCAGCCAGCUUAUAAAGGUUCAUUUGGCUAAAGCACAGCAGAACAAUGGGGAGCACAGGGUUGAAACUUUCUCUGGCAUCUAUCGGAAGCUCACUGGCAAGGAUGUUCACUUUGAGUUCCCAGAGUUUCUGUCGUAAACAAAUAUGAUUUAAAAAAAAUGCCGUUAGGUGUCCCUCUUGUUUACCUGAGGCAGAUCUGGUUUUCCAUAGCCCUGGAAUAUACUCAUUUGCCAUCAGAUCUUUAGCACAGUUCAGACCGUGGAAGGAGCCUCAGAUUCUAUAGUGACCUUGAGGAAGGCAUGCAAUCUACCUUGACCUUCUUAUCCCAAACGUAAAAGUGAUUUUUUUCUCUAGAAUUCCCACCUCUAUCACCCUUAAGAUAUAAAUCUGUUUUAGGGCGCCUGGAUGGCUCGGUCAGUUGAGCAGCCAACUUCAGCUCAGGUCAUGGUCUCGCAGUUUGUGAGUUCAAGCCCCGCGCCGGGCUCUGUGCUGACAGCUCAGAGCCGGGAGCCAGUUUCGGAUUUUGUGUCUCCCUCUCUCUCUGCCCCUCCCCUACUCAUGCUCUGUCUCUCUCAAAAAUAAACAUUAAAAAAAUUUUUUUAAAGAUAUAAAUCUGUUUUUCAAAAAGUAGUUACUUUAUCCUUUUCAUCAGCAGUAAUCGGAAAAAGGACGAGAAUUGGGGAUGCAAAGACAUGCAGGAGUGGGCUUGCUGAUGAGUGGCAAAGGGCAGUAUCCCGGAUGAGUCCCAGUGGAACUUUUUGAAUCAUAGACAAUAAAGGGAACAGUUUGUAGUGGGGUUCGGUUAAUAGUUUGUAAUUUCUGUGCUCAAGCCGCUAAAAAAGGAGAACCUUAACUCUGAUGUGUCAGGCAUUGAGAUGGGCCCUUCUUUACCUGUGGAGCAGGCUUCAUUCUCACAACGGUCCUGGGAGGAAGACGACCUCCCUCACCAGGGUUAAGUUAUUUACUUAGGUCGCACUAGAAUUGGGAACACAGUUUUAGGAAGUUUUAAAAGUUUGAUUUCAAGACAUGUGAUCUUUAGCUUGUUGUAUCCACAAUGUUAAUACUUUAAAAAUUUGCCAAGGGUGGGGAAGGUUAAGGUAGGUAAAAAAAAAUGUUAAAGCCUCUUCAUUGUCUUCAUGAGGUAUCAAGAAUGGCAGAUGCUGGGGGUGCCUGUGGCUCAUUGGAUUAAGCGUUAGAUUGUUAGCUCAGCUCAGGUCUUGAUCUCAGGGUCAUGAGCUCAAGCCCCAUGUUGGGGUCUGCACUGGGCAUGAAGGAUAUCUAGAUAUCUAGAUAGAUAGAUA